AUGAUAAUGAUAGCCUUGAUACUAACCCCAAACGAAUCAGCACAGCCAAACAGCAACAAGCACCCAACAACCCCCGACCUACCCGUUCCCUCGAGUAGUGAUAACAACUUCUUUGCCCGGACCCCCAAACCAUCUGAAGCUAACGACAAGAGCAUCUCAUUGGCGCAAGCAGUCGCCCAAUUCACUCAGACCAAUGAUAAGCCGAACCACUCACCCGCCAAGAGCUCUCCCAGCUCAUCAACCCACUCUCAAUCUCACGCUCAGGUACCCUUUGCCACCAGUGCCUCCAAGAUCGAGCAGAACACUACUGGUCUAGCAUCUGAAUCUCCCUCUGCACCAAACACUAGCUUUGAGGGGGUCAAGUUCAAGACGCGUUCGGGCGGGCGACCUAAGGAUCCAGUAUGGGUUUACUUCCACACCAAUGGGAACGGCACUGACGAACGGGCCACCUGCAAGUACUGUGGCUGGCACGUCGAGCGUCCCAAAGCGUUUCGGAUGCGCGAUCAUAUCGCCCAAUGUGCCCAAGUCGAUCCCGCGCGUCGAGCGGAGAUGAGCCAGCUGAUCGCCUUUAAGGAGGCCGCGGCGGCCGCCAAACAGGAGGAGAAAGCUCACCUUGCCACCGGCUCUUCUGCCAACGCAGACAUCUUGAACUCGGCUUCUAAGAAACGUAAAAUGGAGACGCCCGUUCACACGAAACCGGCUCUCUCCUUCGGGAAAUCUCCGAUCACCUCACAUGUUCUGGAUGCCACGUCUGGGAAGCCCGGUGACGACAUGGGCAUCCGGCUCGACCGAUUGACAGCAAACGGGUUUGUGUUGAUUGCGAACGGUACAACGGAUCCCGAUGGACGCUGCAAUACGCUAUUACCGGCCAACAGUCGGCCGGAGAUCGGAAUCUAUAAGGUGACAUUCUUCAGCAACGAGUGUAUGUCCCCACAUCCUUCCAGCUCAUCUGACUUCCAGAGCUCUCAUAUCAUUAUGCUAAUCUUGGCAACGGGCUGUUCAUAG
This is a messenger RNA of Puccinia triticina, 1005 nucleotides long. RefSeq lists its product as uncharacterized. Gene Ontology annotation, biological process: purine nucleobase metabolic process. The coding region runs from base 1 to 1005 and encodes 334 amino acids. The transcript is spliced from 6 exons. Lineage: Eukaryota; Fungi; Basidiomycota; Pucciniomycetes; Pucciniales; Pucciniaceae. The record is from RefSeq and is a predicted model, not a curated record.